AUGGAUCCACGACACAACCAGCAACAGUCGCAGCACCCCUUCACCCGCCCGCUCAUACACAACCCGAACCACCAGCCGGCGCCCCCGUCCCAGCCGCGGCAGCCCUACUCCUCCUAUCCUCCCGUCUCGCAGCCACAACCCCCCGUCCACGCGCCCUUUUCCGACCCGUACACGUCGAGACGGGACCCUUUCCUCCCAACACCCUCCCAGCAGGGUCGCCGAGAGGGCUAUGGCAUACACGAUGGUCUUCGCGAUAGAGAUGCCGCGCCUGCAGAGCGCCAGGUCAUGAAUGGAGGCUGGGCAAAUUCAGCGGCUCAACACCAGCAUCACCACUCCCAAUCUGGCCCGCCGCCUCCUCCCUCCAUUACGUCCGCCCAUAGCUCCGCAAACCAGCCUUCCUACGGCUACGAUGCUGCACGGAGACGCUCUCUCGGCGGCGCCAGCCCCCCAACUCUCUACGGAGCUCCCCCUCAUGAGGCUCCACCACCCCCGCCGUCGUUUCCUCGCCCGCAUAUGCCACCCCCAUCGUCCCCCCAGCAGCCGCAGUCUCACUUGUCUCAUGCGACCAGCCAGCGUCCAACCUUCCCGCCGUCAUCAUACGGCGGCGGGCGAGAGCUUCCCGGCCUAGCCUCAGGUCACCGACAGGGAGGCAGUAUGUCUAUUUCUUCCCUCAUCGGUGGUGAUUCUUCAACGUCUAAUCAUGCAGCUCAAAAUCAAGCCUCUUCUCCCGGUACAUCCGCCUCAGCCACCCCAAUUAGCAAUCAUGCCAUGCAACCUCCGUCUCCACGGCGGGUGGCUUCCGGAUCUAGGUCUGAAUUCACCCAGUUCCGCCGAAACCCGUCUCCCGACAGGCACGCGAUGCCAAACUCAGUAACGAGGAUGUCUGAGGGGCAUGGCUAUUCCGCCAGCUCUCCUCCCAGACCUUAUUCUAGUAGCCAUGGAUCCCCAGAGCAUGGUCGGCAAAAUCUGCCCCCAGCUUCGCAACCGUAUAGGCCAAUGACGUUUCAGGGCUCGCGACUUUACCAGUCGUCCCCUAACGAUGCACAAUCACGUGACUCGCGACAGUCUGGCAUUCCUCCGCGUCCAAGCAGCCAGCCUUCUGCUCCAGUCGAAGCAGAGUCCAAGUCAGGUCUUGAUGCGCUAGGGCCAAGACGAGCUGCGUAUGGAGCCAACGAAGGCGAAAGAAGGCGAACUAUGGGAGAGUCUCAUCAUGCCAGGCCCAAUACCUCCGAACUUCUAGGCGGUGUGACGCAAGAACAGCGAGACCGCGAGCGUCCAGUUACGGUGCAACCUGUUUCGCAGUCUGCUUUCAGCCCUCCCCGAGACCAGCGAAUUUCGGCGCUUCCCCAGGAGGCCUCACAGCAAUCCCAACGAAACUUGUUCUGGCGUAACCAAGCCGGAGCUGGGGAGGAAGGCCAUCGAGGCCAGAAUCCCGGCUCCGCUCCAUUGUUUCGUCUGGGAUUCGGAGGGCCUGCGGCUCCGUCUCAGGCGCAGUCUACAUUUGCAAACGCAAGCGCCGAUGACCAGGCGCGAAUCCGAGCGGCAUCUGAAAAUCACCGGUUGAUAGAGCAGUACCAUGCGCCGCCGACCUCCGAUCCGAACAGUACGGAGAGGCGGAGGGCUGAACAGUUUGUACAAACUCCUUCAUCCGGUUCCAAUUCGUACACACCUCGCUCUGUGGGGUAUGAACAGCAGCAACGUCGCUUCGGCGAAGAAAUGCUACCACAAAAGUCGUUCCUAGGCAACUUGGGUCCAGAAGCAAACAGACGAACAGGACGAGCAUCACCACUUCCUCAGGCCGUACAAGGUGCUCAGGCUCAACCAGCGGGAAUUGGCGGCGACCCUAAUAUCAAGAGCGAAUUCGGAAGGAUGUUUUCUGGUUUAGGGAGCGGACUAGGGACUGGUCCUCCUGGCAUUACUACACCAUCGAGACAAAGCCCUCUUCCACAGGGCUCCCAGGAGUCUCUGGGCGGAGACUUCAUGUCUCGAGUUAACUCUCAGGGCGGACGAAAACCGAAGAGGGUAAAGGAUGAAGACAAUGCGCUUGAUAGCGAUGGAGACGGGAGAGGCACGCCAAACCUCAUGGGCUCGCGUGGGCCUAAGCGCAGCAAACACAAUCACGCAGCCCACCAUCAUCACCACCACGCCCAUCCGCACCAUCAUCACCAUCAUCACCACAAACCAGAGGAUGAAGCCGCUAGCCUACCUCCUAAUGCUGCAGCCGCUCCUUUUAAUAGUGCUCGAUAUGGUUCUGCUCAGCCGCAAAAUGGCACGGCAGCGCAGAUGGCCCAUCACCAUCACCAUUAUCACACGGGCCCUCACCACCAUCACCACGCACCAAGACCCAGCCAGCCAGCGCUAAUGCCUCCUCCUAAGCCUGUAAUCCCCGAACACGAUAUCUCGUCGGUUUUGCAAGAUGCUGCCAAGCAGCCUCGACGCCAUCUAGGAAGUCAGAUGUAUGAGGCCAAGGUAGAACUCCCAAAGGCAAACUCCCAGCUAGACGAACAAUUCGGGUACUCGUCCAAGCCGAAGCCCCUACCUGACUGGGACUUCAAUCCCGUCAACUGUACCUUUACGAUUCGCGUGCCACACCAGUACCUACGACCUAGAGAACGGUCGCAAAUUGUAACGCAGCGGCAUCUCUGGGGCACGACAGUCUACACGGCCAACUCGGACCCCAUCGCGGCCGCCAUACACUCGGGUUGGCUCCGUGGCGAAUGGAACGACUCAGUCAACGUCGAAUCGCUCGACCCUCGACUUUCCGAUCCCAACAAUCCCUCUGACGCCGAGGACACGCUCGAGAAAAAGCCCAAAGCACCGGUGGUCCCGCCGCCUGAGAUGAGCCUCCACAUCACACUGCUCAUUCUGCCAACACUCGAGGAGUACUUCCCGAUGACCGAGUACGGAAUAACGAGCCGCAAGAAGCUGGGUUAUGAUGGGUGGAGCUUCAUGAUCCAUAAAAUGCAGUGGGUGGAAGAGGGAUUCGGGGUCCGCGGGCAAGAGAGGGGUGCUGCGGCGCUGAAGAAGAGGCUGGAUGCUAGCAAUGCGCUGAUGGCUCUCAUGAAUGGCUCGAGGUCAUUUGGGAAGAUAAACAGCGGUGGAGUCGCCGCUACAGGGAGCGGGUUGACGAAGCUGCAUGCAUGA
Molecule: messenger RNA, 3144 nt
Organism: Mytilinidion resinicola
Lineage: Eukaryota; Fungi; Ascomycota; Dothideomycetes; Mytilinidiales; Mytilinidiaceae
Product: Rxt3-domain-containing protein
Exons: 4
Coding region: 1-3144 (1047 amino acids)
Source: RefSeq, a predicted model, not a curated record